AAACCGCAGAAAACAAACCUCCCGGAAGCCGCUAUGCCGACGCCGGCCGAAGCCGGCAACAGGAAAACUCCGACCGGGCAAUGCAGCAAUUGUUGCGUCUCCACCCUCCACUUCCUCCAUCACGUGUGCCACCGUGGCAUCCAGAGGCUGCUCUGCACCUCCUGCGUGCUUCGCUUCCAUCCGACCUCCUUCUGCCCCAGUUGCUUCACCUUCUACGACGGCGUCCUACCCCACCCCUCCAAGCGCAUCUCCUGUUCUAAGUGCGCCUCCUUUACCCACACCCACUGUGCCGCCACCUCGCCGCUCCCUCCAUACAUUUGUCCUCCUUGCAAGAACUCCUCUUUCUCCUUCUUCCACCAAUCCGACAGGAUCGACAAGAGGCAAGCCAUUGUGUUGCUCUGUGCUUCGAGGAUUGCCAUCUCCUCAAUGAAUAAAUCGACUGCGUCUGCCAGGAAGGAGGCUGAGAGGAAGGUGAGAGAGGCAGCAGUUGCCCGGAUGCGAGCGAGAGAGGCGCUGGAGCAUCUUGUAUGGGUUUCCAAUGAAGAGAAGGUCAGGAGGCAGAAUGAGAGAUCGAUGGAGAUUAACAAAAACAAUGGAAAUGUGGAGGUUGUCAGCAAGGUUGAAGAGAUGGAAGAUGACAAUGGAGAUUUCGAUAGUCUUUUGAGGCAUUUGGAGAAUAGUUUGAUCAAGGAACAGGUCUGAAUUGGAUUCUUCAUUUCAGUUUUCUUUCAUUUUCUUGUUACCCAAACAAUUGUUUGCAUUGCCAUAUUCUUUUGUUUCUUCUUUCCAUGAUUGUUCAAGGAAAGAAAAAACAUCAAAUCCUCUUGAAUUUUUAGGAAGGGGACAGAUUUGUUCUUGAUUUGUGGGCAUAUAGUCUUCAUAAUGAAAGCAAUUUAAUCUU
Molecule: messenger RNA, 901 nt
Organism: Rubroshorea leprosula
Lineage: Eukaryota; Viridiplantae; Streptophyta; Magnoliopsida; Malvales; Dipterocarpaceae
Source: the annotation of a GenBank genome assembly